GAGAGGUGUGCUUCCUGAAGCUGCAGCAAGUGUGUGUUUUUUGUGUUGGUUGCUUUAAAAGCGUCGCCUCUGUUUGCGCUGCGACAGAUCCAGAACACACUCCACAUGUCUGCAGAACAUGAAGACAACAGCAGGAGAAGAUGAUCUGCAGGAUCCUGCUGCUCCUCAUCCUCACCUCAUGUGUCUCUGGAUCAUUUGUAGUCAAUGUGACACAGACCUCCUAUCAGGCAGAGGAGAACCACAACAUCACACUGGAGUGGACGUUCACCACCAACCCUGACAGAUCCAUCACUUCACUGAAGAUCCUCUGUACUCUGAUUACUCUUCAUAAGCUCUCAGUCCUGUAUCAUGUUCAUGAAGGUGUUGAGGUGUCAGAGUCUCAGGAUGCAAAGUUUUCAGGACGAGUCCAGAGUGACAAAGACGCCCUCAGAGAAGGACGAAUCAGACUUCAACUGUCCAGACUCAGGACUGAUGACUCGGGUCUGUACCUGUGUGAGGUCAACACUGAUGAUGGCUUCAGUGUUGGAAGAUGUCGACUCAACGUCACUGCAGCUGCUGAUGAGCCCAAACCUCAAACUCCAACAGUGAACCCACAGACAGAGAGUCGAGGAAGGAUCGGCCUCCAUGCUGCUCUCAUACUGACAGCAGCUGCUGCAGCUCUGCUCAUCACACUGUGCUUGAAAAACAACAAAAAAGAAACACAAUCACCAUGUAAACAGUCUCUGAGCAGCGUGCUCACCUCGACUUCUUCCUCUGAGUCUCAUCCUGCUGCUUCAUGUGACUGAGGAGCUCCCUGAACUCCACAGAUCCACAUGUUAACAGCUGGGUCUGCAGUGGAAGCUUUGUGGGAGCAUCAAGCUCAGUGUGAGCUGAGAAACACUGUCUGCAGUCUGCAGCCAUCAUCACAAAAUACUGAGGAAACAUUCAAAGCUCUGAUCACACAGAUCAAAGAAGGACUUUUCUUUUUCCUGGAGCUUCUUUCAUUGGUCUGUCAGACAUUUUCAGAGGAAUCUUUAAUAUUUAGCUCUUCAGUUUGUAGACUGAUUGAUCACUGUGCUGAUCUCCAAUCAGCUGUGAUCAAUAAUUACUGUUUAAAAUGUGCCUGAACUCAACAGGUCAAAAUAACUGUUAUAAUGA
Messenger RNA from Archocentrus centrarchus (flier cichlid), 1137 nucleotides. RefSeq lists its product as uncharacterized. Gene Ontology annotation, cellular component: external side of plasma membrane. Gene Ontology annotation, biological process: cell surface receptor signaling pathway; negative regulation of T cell proliferation; cellular response to lipopolysaccharide. Lineage: Eukaryota; Metazoa; Chordata; Actinopteri; Cichliformes; Cichlidae. Bases 141 to 785 code for a protein of 214 amino acids. The transcript has 4 exons. The record is from RefSeq and is a predicted model, not a curated record.